This is a messenger RNA of Octodon degus (degu), 363 nucleotides long. RefSeq names its product defensin beta 123 (gene Defb123). NCBI's taxonomy places the organism in Eukaryota, Metazoa, Chordata, Mammalia, Rodentia, Octodontidae. Gene Ontology annotation, biological process: innate immune response. Gene Ontology annotation, cellular component: extracellular region. The transcript is spliced from 2 exons. The record is from RefSeq and is a predicted model, not a curated record. The coding region runs from base 68 to 274 and encodes 68 amino acids.
UCCGCACACCCCACGUGCUUCGCCAUCGCUUCCGCUUGCAGCUCCGCUUCAGGCUCCCUCUCCAGUCAUGAAGCUCCUGGUGCUGUCCUUGGCGGUGCUGCUGCUCGUGUCCCACCUCCGCCCAGGUGAUGCCCAGAGAUGCUGGAAUCUUCUUGGGAAAUGCCGCCAUCGAUGCUUCAAGAAGGAAAGUGUCUAUGUGUAUUGCACAAAUGGUAAAAUGUGCUGUGUCAAGCCCAAGUACCAGCCAAAACAAAAGCCAUCAUGGUUAUUUUGAAGGCUUUGAAGUGUGAAGCCAGGAAAAUGCAGAAGCUGCCUGAAGUCUGAUCCAAGUGGAUUCUUGAGAUCUAUCAAUAAACACCCCUG